AUGGCGGGUGUCAGCUGCAGCACAAUGGUGGAGCAGGUGAAUGGGGGUUCCAGACCAAGGCAGGUGCUGGUCACCGUCAUCAAGAAUCUGUUAGCCGAAAAAGUAGAACAGUUGAUGGAAUGGAGUUCCAGGCGCUCAAUCUUCCGAAUGAAUGGCGACAAAUUCCGAAAAUUUAUAAAGGCACCACCUCGAAACUAUUCUAUGAUUGUUAUGUUCACGGCUCUUCAGCCUCAGCGGCAGUGUUCUGUGUGCAGGCAAGCUAAUGAAGAAUAUCAAAUCCUGGCUAAUUCCUGGCGCUAUUCAUCUGCUUUCUGUAACAAACUCUUCUUCAGUAUGGUGGACUAUGAUGAGGGGACGGAUGUUUUUCAACAGCUCAACAUGAACUCUGCUCCUACAUUCAUGCAUUUCCCUCCAAAAGGCAGACCCAAGAGAGCUGAUACUUUUGACCUUCAAAGAAUCGGAUUUGCAGCUGAACAGCUCGCAAAGUGGAUUGCUGACAGAACGGAUGUUCAUAUUCGAGUCUUCAGACCACCCAACUACUCUGGCACCAUCGCUUUGGCCCUGUUAGUGUCGCUUGUUGGUGGUUUGCUCUAUUUAAGAAGGAACAACUUGGAGUUCAUCUAUAACAAGACUGGUUGGGCCAUGGUAUCUCUGUGUAUAGUCUUUGCUAUGACUUCUGGUCAGAUGUGGAAUCAUAUCCGUGGACCUCCCUAUGCUCAUAAGAACCCGCACAAUGGACAAGUGAGCUACAUUCAUGGAAGCAGCCAGGCCCAGUUCGUGGCUGAGUCCCACAUCAUUCUGGUGCUGAAUGCUGCUAUCACCAUGGGGAUGGUUCUUCUAAAUGAAGCAGCAACAUCCAAAGGAGAUGUUGGAAAAAGACGAAUCAUUUGCCUGGUGGGAUUGGGCCUGGUGGUCUUCUUCUUCAGCUUCCUUCUUUCGAUAUUUCGUUCCAAGUACCACGGCUAUCCUUACAGCUUUUUAAUUAAAUGAAGCCAAGUGGAAUUUCCAUAAAGUGAAAGUUUACCAUGAAGAUGAAGUGAUCCUGACACUCUACUUUGAAUUCUUCAGUACAUUUCCAUGUUUAUUGUGAUAAUGUAGCUUAUUCUUGUGUAAUUUUAUAAAUGUGAGGUUUCCCAGUGAAUUUAAUUUAUGGAAAUGUGUGGUUAAAUUUAAUAUUAGCACUGGAAAGAACAAAGUAAACACUGACGUGUUUUUCAAGCAUAUCAUCAUAUUCCGUGUGUGCUCCAGGACUGAAAUAAAUGACAGUGUGUCAAUUCAUGCUUAAAUGUUCGCUUAUUAGUAAGGGAAACCACAGCGUUACUAAGGGAAAACUAAGAAGUGUGUGUUAAUAAAUUCCUAGGGCUGUACAGAGAUAAGAUAUAUGCAUGAAAAUAUGUCAUGUUCUGAAAAAUUAUAUUUAUUGCAGUUUCAAGUUAAAGGAUAUGGUUAUAUAGUGUUUUGUUCUAAUUAGUCCUAACUAGAGGAAGGUGUGCAGGACAGGGAGCUGGGUGACUAGUACCUACAACUUGGAUGCCUAACCUGGGAAAGAUAGCUUCUUUCCAUUUAUAAAUCUAAAACAAACGUGACUAAAGCAACAUGCCUCAAAGGAAUCGGCAAUGGAAGCAGCACCCGAACUAAGAAUUCGUUCCUCUCCAACUUCAGAGGUGUCAUCUAGGAAUCCAGACUUAGAACCACAGAACUCACCCUUAUUUCCCCCGCGUUGCCAUCAAAACCUCAUUCCCUGAAUUACCCUGAUAUGAGUGAGUGACUCAGGGAAGCUGUUUUGAAAACCAAAUAUUAUGUUUGCAUAUCCUGUUUCUGAUUGUUUAUACAGCACCUUCUCAUAUGUUAUGGAGUUUUUUCCUUCACAGCAAUUCUGUAAAUUAGACAGGAAAUGAAAAUUUUGUCUGACUUAUAGAAGUAUUACAAGCUGAAAGCCAAAAAGAAUAAAAAAACAGAGCUUGUAGCUAGACUUUUAAACCUCAAACCUGAAUUUUUACUUCUGUGGUGCUACCCAAAGAAGGAAUUAGAAACAGUCCAAUAAACUUUUUGUUUUUCCUCAUUAGGCUUUGUUACCUAAUUUUCAUUGAGAUCCAAAUAAUAGACCACGAACAACUUUGUUAGCUAUAUUCUCAAACAGGAACCAGUGUACAUCCACAGAAUUUACUUAUCUUGUAUGUAUGAAAUUCAA
Molecule: messenger RNA, 2191 nt
Organism: Myotis brandtii (Brandt's bat)
Lineage: Eukaryota; Metazoa; Chordata; Mammalia; Chiroptera; Vespertilionidae
Gene: TUSC3
Product: tumor suppressor candidate 3
Exons: 10
Coding region: 1-990 (329 amino acids)
Cellular component (GO): oligosaccharyltransferase complex
Source: RefSeq, a predicted model, not a curated record